Messenger RNA from Pelagomonas calceolata, 2474 nucleotides. Lineage: Eukaryota; Pelagophyceae; Pelagomonadales; Pelagomonadaceae. The record is from the annotation of a GenBank genome assembly.
UUUUUGCGGUGGCUGUUCAGGCCAGCCCCGGCCUAAUUUUGUGCAGCCCGCGUGCGUGCGAACGUGCGUACAAAUCGUCACACGCCGGCGCGCCGCAGCGAUGCCGCUCGCCCGUCGCACGAGUCGAUAACUAAAGGAUGCCGCUCCUGCUACAGGCGCGCAUCACCUCGGUGAGCUUCGAGGAGGCGAGAUAUAGGCACUACCGCGCGCGCCAGCGGAGAGAUGGUGCCCUGCAGAAGGCCGCGGCCCAGGUGCGAAAAAGGGCGCCGUCGCCGUUCGACGAGGACGCGGCCCAAGCGACGCGGCGCCUCUUCGCGCGCACGGUGGCGCAAGUUGUCGAGAUUCAUGCGUUAGAGCGGACCUUCGACGCGUGGCGGAGCCUCGAGGCGCGGCCGAAGGCGCCUCCGAGCCUGCCCGCGCGGCCGGCGACGAACGGGGCUCCGGACGAGGCCAAGUACGACCCGCGCGCCCUGGAUCUGGGCGCGCGCCUGGCGCAGCGCGUCUUAGAUGAUCAGAAGGCGCGGUCGCGGUUGCGCCAGUGGUCCUCCAUCACGAAGCGGCCGGCGUCGCCCGCUCUCUCAUCUCUGACCGAGGAUUUCGUGGUCGUGGAGGACGCGCCGCCGCCGCCGCCGCCUCCCAUCGAGUCGCCCGUCUCGCCCGCGCUGUCUGAUCAACGAAGGGAGCUCGCUGACGUCAUCGCCAAAAAUUGCGGGCUCGUGGCGCUCUGCCGGUCGUUGUCGCGGCGGCGGCGGGCCGACGCCUUUAGGAGGUGGGCGUCGUGCCACCGGACGGAGCACACGAAUGGCCUCGAGAGCGCGCUCUUCGAGGCGCAGCGCACGCUGGACGCGCGGCGGACGCUCGUGGCUCUCGACGACGCCUGGCGGCGGCGGCGGCGGGAGCGGCUGCGGCGCGUGAUCGGUACAUGGCGGGCCCUGAGCGCCGCGGUCGACGUGGCGGCGGCGGAGGCGCUCCGCGACGAGCUCGAUGAUACGAGAGAGCAGCUCGGGAAGGUCACGCGGGAGCGCGACGCGGCGAAAGCGGACGCGGCGGCGGCGGCGACGCUCCGCGGCGAGCUCGCGAGUGUCACCGAGGAACGCGACGCCGCGCGGGAGGAGCUCGCGACGGCGGCCACGCGGGUGGAGUCGCUCCGCGGCGACAUCGAUAGUUUGUCGGCGGAGCGCGACGCGGCGAACGCGGCGCUCGAGACCGGCACCGCAGCGGCGCAAGAGCUUCGCGGCGAGCUCGAGGCUAUGACCGAGGAGCGCGACGCCGCGCGGCGCGAGCUCGAGGCCCGCUCCGGCGACGCCGACGAGCGGAUCGCGCGCGCCCGCGAGGCGGCCGACGAGGCGCGGGCCGAGGCCGUGCGCCGCGCCGUCGCCGCGGCGGACGCGCGGGCCGAGGCCGCGCUGGACGAGCAGCGGCGGCGGCACGCCGACGAGCUCGAGGCGGCGCGCAGGCGCGCCGUCGAGGUCGCCGAGGUCGUCGAGGGCGACGCCGCCGAGGCCGAGAGCGCCGUCGCGGCCGCCCGGGCGGAGGCCGAACAGCUGCGCGGCGAGGUCGAGCGGUUACAAGCCGAGCUCGACGGCGCCCGCGCGGAGGGCCGCGAGACGUCGGCGACGGCGGCCGAGGCGGCUGAGGCGGUCGCCGAAAGGGCGCGCACGCUCGAUCGGCGGCGGAGCCUGGCGGCGCUGGACGCGUCGUGGAGACGACGGCGGCGCGAGUCCGUGAGGAGCGGCUUCCUCAAGCUCGGGGACGCGGGCCGCGCCAACCAACAACUGCGCACGAAGUUAACGGCUCUCUCGGACGCGUGCGAGCGUCGUAGGCGAGAUAGGAUGAGGCGCGUGCUCGCGCGGCUGACGACGUCUGGAGCGGACGGUGCCUUGAAAGCCGCGCGGAACGCCUGGGCGCGGGGCAACGUGUCUAGAAGGCUCGAAGAUGCGAAACGGAAGGCGUUUUACCGGAUGCGCUGCUUGACGCUGGAAAAGGCCCUCUCAUUUGAACGGAGCCGGGCGGAUACCGUGGCGGGCGACAUAUCGGCCGCGGAGUUUACGGCAUUAGACGCUUCCGCGCGGCGCGAGCGGGCCGACGCCGCGGCCGCAUCAUCGCAAGCCGCGGCCGCACGUGCCGACGCUGCUUUAGCUCGGGCCGUCGCCGACGCGGCCGAGGCGGCCGCGGCGUCGGGCGAGCAGGUCCAGAACGCCGCUCUCGCGGAGGAGCGCGCGUCGACGGAGCGGGCGCGCCUCGAGCAAUUACUAGUGGACGCGAAGAUGGAAAUCGUGCACCUCAAAGCGGCGAUGGACGCGAUACAACCCUCCGAGCGCGCCUCCCAAUACUCGUCGGCGCCGCCCUCCGAGGCGUCGGAGCUCGGCGAGGCGCCUCCCACAUUGCCGCCGCGGAGCCGCGUGGGCCGCCUGAAGUCCGCGGCGGCGUCGGCGCGGGCGUUCGCGUCGCGGCGGUCCGGGCGGGAGAAGUAA